UGGUGUGUGUAUGUGUGUCAGUGUAUGUACUGCGGUGAUGUGGAGAGGACCAACAACAACAACAGCAACCGAAACGACAUCGACGAUGUCUACAACGAACGGCAACGACAGCGUCAACAUAGAUGAUGAUGGUGAUGUGUUUUUGCGUUGUUGUUCUUGUUGUUGUUGGUGUUUUUUUAGGAAUACGAAAAACGUCUCCCCACCACCGUACGUACGUACGCCUGCCUGCCGCCUGCCCACCAGCCAGCCAGCCAACUUGUGCUUGCAGCAGUGUACUCGUCGUCCAUGGUAUGGCCUGGCAGAUAGCUGCUAGAUGAUGGGGAGAGAUGGUUAAUGAGGUGUCGUUGUUGUCGCCGCUGCCAUAGGCCGCCACGGCUACCAUUGUUGCCAUCGCGCCACCCUCCCUCCACCCCUCGCCCCCCUUGGGAUCUCUUGUUCUACUCCUUUUGCACUACACAUCACCCAUAACAGUGAUGGUGUGGUUGUUGUUGUUGCUGCUGCUGUUGUUGUUUUUAUGCAAUGCUCUGGUGUUGGCUUUGACGUGAAGAAGGCAAACUUUGGAUGAGCGAAGGUGGUGGAGGGCGGGGAGAAGGUUCAGGGGCUUUGAAUAUUGGCUGGUGAGUAUGGAUGCGACGAUGGUGUCUUGAAUGGUGAAUAGUGGCAUGCCUGCCCUGCCAAGCGUUGUACUCUAUUAUGAUGUUUUAUUUUCAAGCAGACGAAGUAGACAUUCUGAUGGUCGGCGGGUCGGUCUGUCGGACGCUCGUUGACUGUAGUCGUUCAGGCAGUUGCUGUUCCUCAAAACUGCACUGUGUCAAACAACUAGCCAGAUAUUGGCUUGGGCCAAGAAGUCCAUCAAUGGGUGGAUGAAUAGUAGAUGUUGUUGCUGCUGGUUGUUUGUUUAUUGUUGGCGUUGUUGUUGUUGCCAACGAACGCCAAACUACAACAACAACAACACUGGAAAUAUUCAGCAGUUGCCUACUACACCAACGUUAAAUGGGCUCUUUUACCCACUGCGAGUCGAGUCAGCCAGUCGGCACACAGUUGCUGGUCCUCCAUCCUUUGCCCUUCAUGGCCACACAGAGCUCCUGUUUUGUUAUUUCAAUGACCGCCACAGCCUUUGUACACCACCACAGCUCGCAGGAGAUACGCGCAGUUGCUGCCCAUGUAUUUGAGCUCUGUAACGGCUGCUGCGACAGUCGCCAAUGCCUACAACAAAACCCGGUGGUUGUUGGAAGUCUGCCUGCUGCUGCUGCCGCCGCCUGCCUGCCUGGCUUGCUUGUUGGUUUACUGGCUGUUUCGCACAUCUGAAAUCGUUGGUCUCUCAUUCAAGUGUCCAACUUUUGUCGGAGCGGUCGCAUCAAUAACGUAACGCAACGGAAAUUUUGUAGCGCAAAACUCUUUUCGAAGGUGCGCGGCGCGACAGCGGAGGAAGAGCAAAGGAACAAAAAAAAAAAGACAACACAAUAACAAGCCCCAAUAAAACAACAACAACGGCAAACUAAAACACCAGAGUGGUGUAGUGCGUCGCGGCGUGUGACCGUGUGUGUGUGUGUGUAUAGCAAUUACAUGUAUGCCUGCCUGGCUGUGGUAGUGGUUGGUGGCUGGCUGGCUGACUGUCUGACUGUUUGGCGGUGGCUCACUCUGUACUAGUCGUUCAACAAUUUCCUCGGUUCGCUUCCAUUUAAUCAAUGAAUGACAACAACAACUACAACAAAUAGGCACCUUGGCGUUCUAGAAAACUGAAAGAAAAAACAACACCAACAACUUACUACCCAUAGUCGAAAGUUAUAUAUUCUCGAAAAUAACGGGUGGCGUUAGAACACCCUCCAGCAGCAGCAGGCCUUUGUCCAAGAUGGGUACCCAGCAGGAACCCUGCAAUACCGCCAACACCAGCGCCGUCUCCGCCCUCAAUAAACCCCUGCGAACAACACAGCGCGGCGGUACCAGUGAAUCCUCCACAACAUCGGAUAAUACCAGCGACUUCAUUGAGAUUGUCAAGAAGCACGACGUCGUCUACAACACUCACCAUCCCGAUUACAAGAACGUUGAAGUCAAAUUGAAGAUUUGGAAUGAAAUCGCCAACGAAAUUGGCUUAUCAGUGGAUGCCUCCAAAAGAAAAUGGAAAAAUUUACGCGACAGCUAUACCAAAUAUUUGCGCUCAUUUCGUGUCGGCUCGAAGACAUCCAAGAAAUAUCAAUUUUGGGCCCACGCAGAUCAUAUGGAAUUCUUAAAACCCUAUCAGGGUCCCGGCAGAUCCAACAAUGGCAUAAUCAUUACUAAAGACGAAGAAGAAACUGAAUGUGAUUUGGGCUUUCAAGUUUUGACCAAGGCCACCAGUAAUUCCACCGACGACGAUGUUAAGCCAACCUCCUUGGCCAACACAACUGCAGCUAACAUAUUCGCCACAUCACUGGCCAGUGUUUUGCCCAAUUUCGUUGGUGGUGGUGGGGGUCUUAUAACAUCCUCAGCAUUGGGUCUUACCACCACUUCAUCUGCAACCACAAACGGUUUUUCGGGCGGGUCGGGAGGCCCACUUGUUUUGCCAGUGCCAUCGUUACCUACCGUACAAUUACCACCCUCAUUGACCGCAAAACCCAUGAUGACAGGGGGUAUAGGAAAUCCAAGCAGCAGCACUUCAUCCUCCACCACCACCCCAUCCUUGGGAGUUUCAAUUGCACUUUCAACGCCAUCGUCAUCAUCAUCUGCAUCGAUCAGCACAUCGAAUGGCACAACCUCAACGCCUCUCAUUUCAGCUUCAAUGGCAGCAGCAGCAGCUACCGUUUUGACCACUCCCUCAUCUAUGGCAUCACAGAUAUUUGCUCUACCCCAGUUGUCGGCCAAAGGAACAAUUCCAAUGCCAUCUAGUAAUACCGCCAGUUCUGUGGGUUGUCUCAUCAUUGAACCUCAACUCUUCGCCUCGGCUGAUACUUUCAAAAAGGAGCUUACCAAUGUUAGCACCGCCUCAUCGUCAUCUUCAAGCACCUGUACCACACAAAUAACCCCCUCCAAUUUACACAUUUAUCCCAACAUCAGUGCUCAAGUCUCACAGUCAUCAUCAUCUGCGGCCACAGCAAAUACAACAAAUUCAAAUCGCCUGAAUCCUCCCUUGAUAACGAAGAUAAGGCGUGUGCAACCAUCACCCCAUCAAACUCCAGCACCCAUAAAUCUAAGUUUCAGCAGUUCGCCCGCGGCUCCAGUAACAUCGACAUCACCAGCUUUGUCAUCACUGGGUUUAAAUGCUGCUGCCCUCAAUGGAUUCUUGCCCACAGUACCGCCAAAUCUCCUGUCAACUUUUGCCACAAAUUUUGCUCAAGCCAAUUUAGGAUCCACGGCCACAAUCACAACGCCAUCGAAUAGUUUCCCCGGCAGUGGUGGCGGGGGUCCCUCACCAGCUAAACGUCUCAAAACCGCUGAAUUGGAAAUAUCUGCCAUAUUACAGGCCAAUAGAGAUCUGGAUGCUAAUACCCUGUUUUUCUUGAGUUUGGCUCGUUCCGUACGCUCCAUGCCAACAAAAUUCCAAUCGUUGGCGAAAAUGCGCUGCAUGCGAAUAGUGAGCGACAUUGAAUUGGAAUUGGAUAAUGUGAAUUGUGAGAACGGUGAUGGCAGUGCCACCAAGUACUGUACAAACAAUACCGAUUCACCACCAACCGCCUUUGGCAGCAACAUCAAUGAGCCCUCGCAAUUGGAACAUUUUGUCUAUGUAAUGUCGCCAUCGAGGGUGGAGGGAAUGAUUGAACUGUCAUCGGAUGAUGAGAAUGGUGGUGGUGGUGGUGUCGGAGCUGGUGCUGCUGCUGGCAGUGGUGGUGGUGGUGCUACAGGAAAUGGUGUCAUAGGUUCUAGUAAUUAGGAUUACUGGCGAAUGUUAUUAUGUAUGGAAUUUAAUUAUAGAUGUACGUCUUUCUAUUGAUGGUGAUGAGCUGAUCACCCAUCUUAACUCUAUGUGCUUUUAAUUUUACGAAGCUUAUUUUCUCAACUCUCAGUCUCAGUAUUUAUAGAACAAAUAUAAUUUGUUAAAACAUCACAAAAGGAAAA
Musca domestica (house fly) is the source of this 4032-nucleotide messenger RNA. Its product is annotated as mucin-5AC. The coding region runs from base 1853 to 3847 and encodes 664 amino acids. The record is from RefSeq and is a predicted model, not a curated record. Gene Ontology annotation, biological process: regulation of transcription by RNA polymerase II. The transcript has 3 exons. Gene Ontology annotation, cellular component: nucleus; transcription regulator complex. NCBI's taxonomy places the organism in Eukaryota, Metazoa, Arthropoda, Insecta, Diptera, Muscidae. Gene Ontology annotation, molecular function: DNA binding.